AUGCCUGCACUCAGCCUCCAGCUUUCUGUCCAAUAUGAAGGUCCAAAAGCAAAAGUUCUACAAGAAGAGUACCAGGCACCAAACACGGUAGAUAUCAUGAAUAUUCUCAAGGCAGACUUAGAAGUUCUUCAAAUACCGUGUCCUCCCCGAAAAAGUGUUGAACUAGCAGAUAAUGGUAUAAUCAAGUUUGGGUGGAAGACAACAAGUGACAGUGCGCUGCACAGAAGGUUGCGACGGAUAGUGGUAGAACGGCAUGAUAACUCUUCCCAGAAGACUCUCAGGAGUAAAUGUUCCAUUCUGACCAUGACAUUACUCGAAGAAUCACGGUUUCAUCCUCCAGAGUCUCCCAAACAAGACAGGCAUGAUACACAGGGAAUGGACCAACAUAGAAGUCCAUUGAUCAUAAUGAAUGACGAAAGCUUGCGUCAUUUAGAUGAUUCUCUGCAGCGUCUGCGCAGUAUCAGUGAUAGUCUACAGGAUAGCAACGAUAAGCUCAAGCAUGAAAGGACAACGUCUAGAUCCAGUGAAUCAACCAAGUGUGAUGAAUAUCAAUCACAAGCCCAUAGUAGAUCUACUGGUGAACGGGGAAAACCUAACGGUGACAAGGUUUCCUCCACGGGCUCGGCGACAAAUCGCAACGAAAAAACUACUCGGCUUACUCGGGAACUGUGGAAUAUUCGGAGAGAGAUGCAAGCCCAGCAUGCAAGGGAAGCAGCUAUUUUAGCCGAGCUUGGUGACACCAAUACUCUGCCCACAGGCCCCAAACUCCAGGCUGUCGCUACAAAGCCAGAAAGCUUGCACCAAACUUCUCGCAUGGAAGCCCUUCUUCGAACAGCCUUAGCGGAGACUCAUCAGGAAAGAAGAAGGCGAAUUUACGCAGAGCAUGCAUUGAAGGAAGUCGAGAGGGAGUGUAGAGCACCUUUUGUUGUGCCUGCAUUACUUGAAGCAUUUCUCAGCAUCUCUGAAUUGACAAGAACAUAA
Molecule: messenger RNA, 981 nt
Organism: Serpula lacrymans var. lacrymans S7.9
Lineage: Eukaryota; Fungi; Basidiomycota; Agaricomycetes; Boletales; Serpulaceae
Exons: 6
Coding region: 1-981 (326 amino acids)
Source: RefSeq, a predicted model, not a curated record